AUGGGUCAUCUGGAGGAUCAAGGUCGUUCUGUUGCCUCGCCUUAUAACGUCCUAGACGUUAUUCGGAUCUCGUAUCCUAUGUUUCGUGGUGUGGUUCAGCAGGACUCACAGGAAUUUAUGCGAGCGUUUUUGGGUGAUCUUCAUGACGAAACAAAAGUCAAGCCCUUUGACGACUCGAAGUUUCCAGUAGAGUUUACAACUGUAACUCCAAAUAGUGGUGUGACUGAUGGUGGCGAAAAUCUUUGCAAGAGGCCAGCGAAAAAUAAACGGCCAAAAAAGCGAAAAACGAGGGUUCCGAGGGAGGAUUCUCCCCGGGAAAAUAGUUUUCUUUCCUCCAGUCCUGUGAUGGAUGUCUUCCAAGGUAGUACAGUGACUUGCAUUAAAUGUCUCUCAUGUGAGAAGGUUUUCCAUCGCAAUGAGGUUUUUUUGGACCUAUCGCUUCCAAUAGCGACCCAUCAGUCAAGACCAAAGGCAACCGGAAAAGUCGAAUCACAGCUAUUAAGCUCUUCUUCACUUUCCCUUCCCCCAUUGCCCCGGAGAUUACCACCUCCCAUCAACCCCAGUGCCGUCUCAUCUUCCUCCGUCUUGCCAAGUAGCAAUCAUCUUGUACGAAAUUCUGAUUCUGUGGGGUUUUUCUACUGGGCUUCUUUCUACCUUCUUCUGGCCCUAGCCUGGCUCAAGAGCAUCCCACCGAUUCCUCUAGUCGUCUCCUACGUGGUCCUCGUUACAUCCUGGGUCAAAAGGUCCGCUUUAAGUUGGGGUUAUCCCACGUCCGGAGUCGGUAACAAGUGUGUACCCUCGUUUUGUGUAAAACUCCAAUUGCAUAUGCUGCUCCAACCAACAGUUAUAUCAUUCUCAUUGCAUUUAACUGGAGUCGGUUCUGGAAAUUUUACUAUUGUUACUUUUUUUCAUCCUUGUAGUCUGAUUUGGAACCCGCAGAUUGAGUUGGAGGACUGCUUGGACGCAUUUUUUGAUGUUGAUGAACUCUCCGGUGAAAAUCAGUACUUCUGUGAAAACUGUUCGAGACAUACGAAUGGGCGGAUGCAUGUUGAGUUGACGAAACUGCCCGAAGUCCUCUGUCUUCACCUGAAACGAUUUCGUCAUGACUUUAUAAACACAUCAAAAAUAUAUGCUCCUGUCAACUUUCCUGUGCAACAUCUCGAUUUGAGAAAGUAUCGCCAUUCCACCUGCCGGGAUAAGGUGUGUGAAUACGACUUGGUCGGAGUGGUGUGUCACUCAGGGACGGUGCGAUUUGGACACUACUAUACUUACGCUCUCAACUCCGGUGAUGGGGAGUGGUACGAGUUCAACGAUUCCUCCGUUCAGCAUGUUGAUUCUGGCACGGUGGCUGCACUCACAUCUACAGCCUAUGUUCUCGUCUAUCGGAAGCGUCAAGACUUCAUUCUUCCUAUUCGGCAAAGUUUCACGAUUUCAGAGUCCCCACAAAUGGUCUACAUAAGCAUGCACUGGCUUCUCCGAUUUUCCGAAUUCGCCGAUCCUGGGCCAAUUACAAACUUCGAUUUUCUCUGUAAUCACGGUGCUCUUCAACCACUUCUUUCUACAACGUGGGAUAAACACGUUGUUCCGAUUUCUCUAGAUAUGUGGAAUUUUCUCUCUUCUCAAUUUGGUGGUGGGCCUUUUGUCGCCACUCUCCAUCCCUGCGGUGUUUGUGAGGAAAAGCUGGAGGUGCUCAACGCUCGUCGUCGGGCGGAACGAACAGCCUUCCAGGAAGCUAAGAAGGAAUCCGAAUUCCUGUUUAUUAUUAGUCUUGAUUGGUUCAGAGCUUGGGCUGAUUUUGUCUGCAGUCGAGAAAUUGAACCACCGGGGCCAAUUUCCAACUCGGUUAUCUUGGAGGUACCAGGAACACUACCCGGCGCUUAUCGAAUCCGCUUUGGUAUUGCUUCCACCAAAUAUGAGUGGCUAACCCAACCUCAGUGGGCUUUCCUCCUUUCCGUAUAUGGUGGAGGCCCUGAAUACUCAAUUAGGAACCCCUCAUUUUCGGAAAAACGCCUAUUUAAAGCAGAGGAGGGUGAAGCGGCUAAUAUGGAAGGUAAUGAAGAUGAACAAGGGGCGAAAGGGGAUGUACUGAGGUGCGACACUGACUUAGAGGAAAUUGACAAGUCAUCGUCUUCCACGUCUGUCUAUCCGACGAACGACGAAACCUUCUCGUCUGUCGGAGAUAUGUCUUCUCUUCCUCCAUCUCUUUUAGUGGAAAACUCCCCGAUUACCGGGACUACCUCACCACUAAGUGUCCCAAUCUCGGCGUCUUCUCCAUUUAGAGCUGAUGUCCAACCACAUUCAGCCUGUUCCAAAGUCGAGAGUCCCUUUUCAGGGGAUGAGGGUUCUCAAUCUGUCAACGAUUUUCCCCUCUUAAACGGUAGUCGAGCCAAUGUUCACUCAUCAUCACCUCUCCAACUCAGUGCCCUUGGAGACUCCGUUGAAGUUACUCUGCUUAACCGAGACAGGAAGGUGGACUGUGAUGAUGCUUUGCGAGAGUCCAGUAAGGCUCUACCAAAUGGAAGUGUGAACGGAGAGAUAGGGGAGGAUGGGAAGGGUGCGGAGGCAGAUAAGGUGUGCCAAGCGAAUCUUGUGACAUAA
Messenger RNA from Hydatigera taeniaeformis, 2598 nucleotides. NCBI's taxonomy places the organism in Eukaryota, Metazoa, Platyhelminthes, Cestoda, Cyclophyllidea, Taeniidae. The record is from the annotation of a GenBank genome assembly.